Molecule: messenger RNA, 620 nt
Organism: Arachis ipaensis
Lineage: Eukaryota; Viridiplantae; Streptophyta; Magnoliopsida; Fabales; Fabaceae
Source: RefSeq, a predicted model, not a curated record
AAAAUAAUAUCUGAUUUGCUGAUAUCGGUUUCAAAGGCUGAGAGACAAGAGGCCAGGCUGAAAGUGCGGCAAGACUCAUUGAGACUUGGAAAUGUUGGUGUAAUCAGAGCUGGAACUGUCUUACCUGAAACGUGGGAAGAUGGUCAAGCAUUAUAUAAUAUCAAUCACUUGUGUACAGUAAUGCUUCUAAUAGCAAUGAGCAACAUGACAUGGAGAUCAAUUCUGCUUGUGUUGCAGCAGAGGAAGAUGUGGCAAAGAACAGCAAGGAUCUCUUUGAGCAGUUUGAUGAAUCAUCCUGCUGUUGUUGUGCCUAGGCUUCCUGCUGGUUUGAAUUUGCCUAGCCCAGAUUUUAAUUCUAUUUCAGUCAGGAGAUGUCAAGAUUAACUUUCAAUAUGGAGCUUGAUGCUGCUAAUGCAACUUAGUUAUCUAUUAAUAUUUUAGAUUAUCCUAUCUUUAAGUGCUAAGUGUAAUUUGUGACAUUCAUGUAACAUUGGGAUGGUCAUCUUAUUUUUUUGGGUAUUUUUUUAUUAAGACAAUGAGAUAUUGGCCAAUGAUGUUGAAAAAUAACAUCCAAUUUUAUAGGUAUCAUGUAAUGAAUAUUAUGUUUAUUUAUGUGAUUU